UCGAGUUGGAUCGGCUCGUAUUGUAGAGAAAUAUUUUAUUUUUAAGUUCAGACAAGUGAAAAAUGCGUGAGUGCAUAUCCAUACACGGCGGACAGGCCGGCGUUCAAAUCGGGAACGCGUGCUGGGAACUCUACUGCCUUGAGCAUGGCAUCCAGCCCGAUGGACAGAUGCCCUCGGACAAAACCGUCGGCGGCGGAGACGACUCCUUCAACACCUUCUUCAGUGAGACGGGAGCCGGCAAACAUGUCCCCAGAGCUGUAUUUAUAGACCUAGAACCCACCGUAGUAGAUGAAGUGCGCACUGGCACCUACCGUCAGCUCUUCCACCCGGAGCAGCUGAUCACAGGCAAGGAAGACGCCGCAAACAACUAUGCGAGAGGUCACUACACCAUCGGAAAGGAAAUCGUCGACCUCGUGCUCGACCGAGUUCGCAAACUCGCUGACCAGUGCACCGGCCUGCAGGGCUUCCUCAUCUUCCACUCGUUCGGAGGUGGCACCGGCUCCGGCUUCGCCUCGCUGCUCAUGGAGCGCCUCUCCGUGGACUACGGCAAGAAAUCCAAAUUGGAGUUCGCAAUCUACCCCGCCCCGCAAAUCUCCACUGCAGUGGUCGAGCCUUACAACUCUAUCCUGACCACGCACACGACCUUGGAGCACUCCGACGCCGCGUUCAUGGUCGACAACGAGGCCAUCUAUGACAUCUGCAGACGUAACUUGGACAUCGAGAGGCCGACGUACACUAACUUGAACAGACUGAUCGGGCAAAUUGUGUCUUCCAUCACUGCCUCAUUGAGAUUCGACGGAGCCCUGAAUGUGGACUUGACCGAGUUCCAAACGAACUUGGUGCCGUACCCUCGCAUCCAUUUCCCGCUGGUGACGUACGCGCCGGUGAUUUCGGCGGAGAAGGCGUACCACGAGCAGCUGUCUGUGGCGGAGAUCACGAACGCGUGCUUCGAGCCGGCGAACCAGAUGGUGAAGUGUGACCCGAGGCACGGGAAGUACAUGGCGUGCUGCAUGCUGUACAGAGGCGACGUGGUGCCGAAGGACGUGAACGCGGCCAUCGGGACUAUUAAGACGAAGCGUACGAUCCAGUUUGUGGACUGGUGCCCGACGGGUUUCAAGGUGGGGAUCAACUACCAGCCGCCGACGGUGGUGCCGGGCGGCGACUUGGCGAAGGUGCAGCGAGCGGUGUGCAUGCUGUCGAACACGACGGCGAUCGCGGAGGCCUGGUCCCGGUUGAACCACAAGUUCGACUUGAUGUACGCCAAGCGCGCGUUCGUCCACUGGUACGUGGGUGAGGGCAUGGAGGAGGGAGAGUUCUCGGAGGCGCGCGAGGACCUGGCCGCGCUCGAGAAGGACUACGAGGAGGUCGGGAUGGACUCCGGCGAGGGAGAGGGCGAGGGCGGCGAGGAAUAUUAACUUUACAAUUUGUAUGUUUUAUUUUUAGGACUAUUUUUCAUUUCUCGUAGGUCUAAAAUGUUGUUAUUAUUAUUAUGAAUUUAAUUAUUCUGAUUGUAAUGUAGUUUGGUGGCUGCCAAAUAAAUUCUGAA
This is a messenger RNA of Ostrinia furnacalis (Asian corn borer), 1546 nucleotides long. RefSeq names its product tubulin alpha-1 chain. The coding region runs from base 63 to 1415 and encodes 450 amino acids. Gene Ontology annotation, molecular function: structural constituent of cytoskeleton; GTP binding. Gene Ontology annotation, biological process: microtubule-based process. Gene Ontology annotation, cellular component: microtubule. NCBI's taxonomy places the organism in Eukaryota, Metazoa, Arthropoda, Insecta, Lepidoptera, Crambidae. The transcript has a single exon. The record is from RefSeq and is a predicted model, not a curated record.